Molecule: messenger RNA, 1716 nt
Organism: Cladophialophora yegresii CBS 114405
Lineage: Eukaryota; Fungi; Ascomycota; Eurotiomycetes; Chaetothyriales; Herpotrichiellaceae
Exons: 2
Coding region: 1-1716 (571 amino acids)
Biological process (GO): DNA-templated transcription
Molecular function (GO): DNA binding; zinc ion binding
Source: RefSeq, a predicted model, not a curated record
AUGGAGACGCUCCUUUUGACCCGCUCAGGAGAGAGACGAUACGUCGGCAAAGCGGCUGCAACGUACUUGGCUCAGAAGCUCAGCUCAACGCCCGAAACGAGUCUCGCUUGGGAUGUGAACCCCAUGUACAAGUCGUCUCUGAAGCGGCCAGCUUCUCUAACCUUGCCACAACUUCCGCCUUACGAGUUCGCCAGGCGACUUUUUUUUGCUCAGUACAUCUAUAUCGGGACUAUCUUCUCCUUUCUGCAGCCGCAUGUCUUCGAAUCACGCCUCCAGAAGGUCUAUAGUAACACCCUGGAUCUCGCCAAACAAGACGAUUGUCUUGCUUUCUGCCAGGUACUGCUCAUUUUUGCUUAUGGACAGAUGUACUCGGUCAAUCAGUGGUCGGGAAGUGACGGACCGCCUGGAUUCACUUUCUUCAAGCAUGCUCUAUGGCUUCUUCCUGACCUUUAUCAGGAGGGCUCGGUCAUGUUUGUCGAGGUCCUGGGACUGCUGGCACCAUACAUGCAGAACGUGAAUCGCAAGGACGCAGCGUUCCAGUACAUCGGCUUGGCAUUGCGUAUGGCGAUUUCCCUCGGACUUCACCAAGAAGUGGACGACUCUGCUAUGGAUGUGGUGGAGAGGGAACAUCGAAGGAGAGUAUGGUGGUCUGUGUACAGCAUGGACAGAAUCAUCUCCGUCAAAUCCGGCAAUCCCAUAUCCAUCCACGAUGAAGAUAUCGACGUGGCCUUGCCGAGCCCCAUACCAGGCGUUGAUCCAGAUCUGUCCCCUCCGCGGGUGCUAGCUCAUUAUACACAAAUGUCAAGGAUCCUGGGACGGAUCGGCAGCGAAAUCUACCGAAAGAAGCUCAAGUCUGGUACCGGCCUGCUUGCUUCUAUCCAAAGCAUCAUGAAUGAUUUGGCCAACUGGCUCAAAAGCGUCCCGGAGGAGUUGAGAAUCGAUUUCUCGGCAUUGGAUCGUCCAAUAUCGCGCGAGGCUGUAUCGACGUUUCUUCACUACUACCAAUGCAUCAACAUGACGGCUAGACCUUUACUCCUUUCCGUGAGUCAGCGAAGGCUGCAAGCACUCGCUACCGGGACGGCUCCUUCUGACUGGAGGGAUGGACUUUCCCCGAACGUUGUUUCGGUCAUCGACUCGGCGAUCUCUGCAGCCUGUGCCAGUACUAUGAUUAUGGCAGCCGCAGCUAAGCAGGGCCUGUAUGCAACAUACGGCUUUAUGGACGGAGAGCAUGCCUUCUCAGCCUCGCUUACGCUGGUCAUGGUCAAUGUCGCAUUCCCUUACAACAGGAGAGAUGCGAAGGCGAUGGAAACAGCACUCUCCGUCCUCCGUGGUAUGGCGGAGAAAGGAAACGAAUACAUCCAAAGAAGACUAUCGCUUCUAACGAACCUUCGUGCAACCAUUGGACGGAGAUCGCCAGUGAUGCAGCCACAUCAGGCUGAGAUGGUGGCGAUUCCAGAAGACCAAGCACCGGAAGAUCAUGACUUCAAUCUACCACAAAACUUGCCCUACAUGGCGCCCUUACCGCACCAAGACCCCUUAAUGGACUUGACCAAUAACUUUUACCCUUUCCAGGAUGUCUCUCUAGAUUUCGAGGUCGACGAUGAUCCGAAGUUCUGGGAGGAAAUUUACGGAGAUAUAGAUAUCGAUAUGGAGACAGGCUGGAUCGAGAAUGCUUUGCGGAACGAAGUACAGCAAGGUCAAGGGACGAUUGGAUAG